Molecule: messenger RNA, 916 nt
Organism: Dermatophagoides farinae (American house dust mite)
Lineage: Eukaryota; Metazoa; Arthropoda; Arachnida; Sarcoptiformes; Pyroglyphidae
Source: RefSeq, a predicted model, not a curated record
AUGUUUUUCGAUUAUAUGAUGACCGGAUUUAAAAGCAAACCUGCAAAUGAUGAUGAAAUGAUCAUCCUAAAUGGCAAAUAUUCGAAUAAAUCUAUACGAUUUCCAUAUAAACCUUUUUAUGGAUUAGACAGAACUCUUAAUUGUUCGCAAUCGAUUUAUUCAAAUUUUGAUCAUUGUGAAAUCCAGGCUCAACUUGAAUGGGACAUACGAAUCAAUGGUUAUUUUUAUAGUAAUCAACAAUUCUGCUGUUUUAUAUGGACGGCAUUGGAUUGCGAAACAAAAGUGGCAAAUGUUUGUAAUGAACGAUUUAGUAAAUUAAUCAAAGAUAAUACCAUUGAAUGGUUUGGAAAAUUUUGUCAUCAAUUUAAUCAUUCAAGUUGGUUUUGUUGGUGGACACCAAAAAAUCGUGUAUAUGUAACCAUUGCGCUUAUAAUUAUCACUAUUAUCACCGCUAUUUGCGUAACUUUUUGCAAUCGUUUUCCAUCUAAUAAAAAACCGCCAACAUUCAAAAUUAAAGGUAAAAAUUUAGCAAGUAAAAAUGAAAAUAAAUCAAUCAUCCAUAAGAACAUUGACAAAAACAUUACAACAACAGAAACAAAACUACCAUCAAAACUAUCACCAACAAAACUACCAUGGAAAACAUCUGUUAUUAAAAAUGAAAUCGAACAACAAAAAUAUGAUUAUGUUAGUCAAUAUCUUGGAAUCGAUCCAGAUUUAGAUAGUAUUCAUUCAUUUCCAGAUAUUGAUACACAAUUCAUAUCCUCAUCAACAAAUUUAUCGGAAUUACAAGGACCAAGUUGGAGAAUUUUCAGAACAAAAACACCACCGAUUAUGUCUGGUGAAACAACAAAUAUCAUUGCACAAAAUCCAAUUAUUAAUAACAUAUUACAAUUAUAAAAAACCAUAACGGUUAAUU